Molecule: messenger RNA, 2014 nt
Organism: Sinocyclocheilus rhinocerous
Lineage: Eukaryota; Metazoa; Chordata; Actinopteri; Cypriniformes; Cyprinidae
Product: lysosomal amino acid transporter 1 homolog
Exons: 8
Coding region: 608-1522 (304 amino acids)
Cellular component (GO): membrane
Molecular function (GO): basic amino acid transmembrane transporter activity
Source: RefSeq, a predicted model, not a curated record
UUAUAGAACACGUAUCUUAUUUUAAUAAGUAAUUGUUGUAUUGUUUAAUGUAAAUUCAUUUUAUAUUUCGGUUCUAAAUUACCUUUAUGUUUUAUAAGCUGAUUCAUGCUGAUCUGUCUGGGACACAUGCAAUUACAUCUUGUAUUAAUAUAACUUAAAAGUUUGUGAAGAUUUUAGAGCAUGUAAUAUGUCAAGGACCACAUGACGCAUUUACGUCAUGACGCCAAAAAAAAAAAAAAAAAGCUGAAAACGUUCUUUUUUUUUUUGGUACCGGAUCUCUUAAAUGAACUGUUCGAAAGAACCGAUUCGCAAAAUGAGUCACUAGCGAGGCUUCCGGUUUCUUGACCGAUGAUGACGUCGCGCCUCAACUAUCCAACCACAGCGCUAAACGAUGACCUCGUUAUUUUGACGACUUGUUUGUUUUCCUCUCGAGGUAACUGCGGACUAAGAUCGACAUUCCGCUCCUUUUCUACCUCAGCAGCUGAAGAUCUACAUCACAGGAACCAUAACACAUCUGUUUUCCUAAGAAUUCCACCUGGGCUGUUUGCAUAAGAACGCGAUAUGCCAAUGUCAUUCCAUAUGGUUCCUCGCUGCUGUUUUUCCAGUGAUGUCGGAAGGGCUUGUGCUCGGCGGUGAUGGGAACUUCAGCUCUCUCUGCCCGCACGGGAUCGAGUGGAUCUGGUAUGGACUGGGUGAAUGUGCCCAGGAUGGCAGAGACAUUGCCAGUGUUGUUCUCGGACUGCUGUCGAUAGUUUGCUUCAUGGUGUCUUCACUACCGCAAUACUACAGUUCCUGCAAGACAGGAAAUAUGGACAGCGCUCUAUCGAUUUGGUUCCUGUUAUUUUGGCUGGCCGGUGACUCGUGCAAUCUUAUUGGAUCGUUCUUGGCUGAUCAACUUCCACUACAGAAAUACACUGCAGUGUACUACGUCCUGGCAGACCUGUUAAUGCUGUCAAUGUACUUUUACUAUAAACUAAAGAAUAAGUCAUCGAGGGCCAGUAACAGUGCACUGCUGAAUGCGGUCAGCGUGCUAUGUCUUCUGGGAAUGUCAUCUUCCCUCCUUAGCCUCCCUCGCUCAGCCCUAGAGGAACAGAUGCCUGUGGGGUUCAAGGGUCGGGUGCUGCUGGCCGUGGAGGGGGACAGCGGUUCGGUGCAGCCCUUUGAUACAAAGGAGAUUAUAGGCUUUGUCAUUGGCUCUAUAUCUUCAGUACUGUAUUUAUGCUCCAGACUGCCACAGAUGUACACUAAUUUUCGGAGGAAGUCAACAGAGGGCGUGUCUUUUUUCCUAUUUGCUCUGGUGAUUCUGGGAAACACAACAUAUGGCAUCAGCGUGCUACUGAAGAACCCAGAUCCAGGGCAGGGAGAGGCCAGCUAUAUCCUACACCACCUCCCCUGGCUCAUCGGCAGCCUGGGAACGCUCUCACUUGACAUUAUUAUAUCCGUGCAGUUCAUGAUGUACAGCAAAUCUCCUCGGGAUUCUGCAGACGGAGAUGAAGAGACCGCUGCACUUCUCCAUAACUGAACAAUUCCCAUUCCUGCUGUGACUGGAUGAAAUGCUGGAGAUGUUUUUUGCGCUUCACAUUUCCACAGCCACAGCUCACAAACAAUCCCAUUUUUUUUUUCUAAUAGUUUUUAUCUAGAUUUUAUUUCAAUAGGUUUUAUACCUAGCAGUGUCAGUGGUUAAAGAUAUUUUUGUCUGAUGGUAAAUAGUUAACUUUCUUAAUUGGUUCAAUAUUUGGCACCAAAAGGACUUACUGAAACACUUUUGUAAUGUUUGUACUGUACUUCAGAAUUAAGUUUUUUUUUUUUUAUACAAUGCAUGCAAUCGUGUAAUUUUUCUGUUAUGUAGAGUAGAAUGAAUGCUGCAUUCGGCAGAUCUAGCAGUCUUGACUCAGAACUGUGAAAAGGUUCUGCCUUCAAUCCGUGUACUGUAACGAUGUUAAUAGGCUGUUUUUGUGCAAUCUAUAGUCAAAAAUGUUUUGAUGUUGUAAAGAUGUUUUUAAUUUUUAAUACU